Molecule: messenger RNA, 1182 nt
Organism: Cyanidioschyzon merolae strain 10D
Lineage: Eukaryota; Rhodophyta; Bangiophyceae; Cyanidiales; Cyanidiaceae
Product: similar to glycosyl transferase
Exons: 1
Coding region: 1-1182 (393 amino acids)
Source: RefSeq, a predicted model, not a curated record
AUGUACGCAAACUGUGCCGUUUCUGAGUCUCGAAGACUCCAAACCUUAUCCCGCGCUGUUAUCCAUGAGCGUGGAACGUGUCGCCUGUUCACCGCGGGGCAAGUCGUGCGCCUGCCGCAAGCUGUCGCAAAGAGGAAGCGACGCUGCAGCGUAAGCGCUUCGCUUUCGGUCAUCGUGCCGACGUACAACAGGCGUCCCGUGCUUGAAGUCUGCCUGGACUGUCUCGAAAAACAGGAAGACCCAGGUUCUCCGUACGAAAUACUGGUGAUUGACGACGCUAGUGCGGACGGCACGGCGGACUGGCUACGAACUGCCCAGCAGGUCGAGCAGCGCUAUCCGCACGUACGGCUGCUGCAACUGGAACGUAACUCGGGACCUGCACGUGCUAGAAACCACGGUGUGAGCGUCGCAAAUGGUGAGGUGCUCGUCUUUGUCGACAGCGACGUCAUGGUGGCAACGGGUUUCCUGCGGGCCCACUGGGGCGCCCACGCCGCUGCACCCCAGGUACCCAGCAUCGCCGUUGGACCCGUUCUCCACGUCCAUACGCUCGAUGCUCAUGAGAGGAGACUGCGAUUCCAUCCGCUUUUUGACGCUUCUCGGGCAUUUUUUUGUACCUCCAAUGCGAGUGUCUCGAGAGCGCUCUUCCGCGAAUGCGGGGGCUUCGACGAGGACUUUUGCCUGUACGGUUGGGAAGAUCUGGAGUGCGGCGAGCGGUUGCGCCAUGCGACACAGGGCAGGCUUCGCCACGUUCGACUUCCCUGGGCUGCUGAUGGUGCAUUGGCUUUCCAUUACAAGCCGCCGUUCGAGCUGAACCAUAUGCCGCGCUUGGUCCAAAUAGAAGAGGAGCGCGGUAUCAUGGGUUAUAUGUUUUACCAGAAAAUGCCGACAGUGUCUGUUCGAAUGAUGGUGCAGUACACCUGGUUCCAUCGGGUGCUGUGGUUUAUCCUCACAUGGGGCGGCUUCUGGAACACCCGAACAAUCCGUCCAGUGCUGGCAAUGCUUCUGGCGCUCCGCCAGCCCGAUCUGGCUCUCUUUCUGUUCACAAUUGUGCUCAAUCGCAUAACCUGUGAGGCUGUCUUUCGUACUGCAGCCAAGUACCGUGGAAGGCAUUUCUCUGAUUGGAGAAGAGAGGUCCAAACCAGUGUAGCCAUGCAUCUGACAUGUGACCGCGCCGCAGGUUAA